AUUCCUCCGAAAAAUAAAAUCCCAAAAUGCAUGCCCAAUUCUUUUCCAUGCUUGUCGCUGUAUCUGCGGUCGUGGCCGGCCCACUUCCUCCUUACAAGUUGACCACUCGCCAGGCCGCGGCCGCCGUGCCGCUGCGGAUCAUGGCGGCCGGUGCAUCCGUGACCUUUGGCGUGGGCUCCUCGACCGGCAACUCGUACCGCAAGGACCUGCUGGACCUCCUCCAAGGCCCCAGCGCCAACUUUACGACGCCAAGCCAGGUCACCUACGUCGGCGCCAAGAAGAACGGCAACUUUAACCAAAGCGCCGUCGAGGCGACCUCGGGCUUCGUCAUCAAGCAGAUCGCGGCCGCCGUGGCCAAGGACGUGCCGACGCUCAAGCCGAACCUGGUGCUGGUGGACGCCGGAACCAACAACUGCAACAAGGGCGGCGUGGUGGCCGACGCCGGCACCCAGGUCGACGCCAUGCUGCGCGACAUCUUUUCCAAGAGCCCCAACGUCACCAUCGUCAUGACCAACGUGCUCGUCAACAAGAACGCCGAUCAGGAUGCCUGCCGUGUCGACGAGAACAAGCAGUUUGCUAUCGUCUGGCAGAAGCUCAAGGACGAGGGCGCAAAGCUCGUCACCGUCGACAUGCGUUCGGCUGCCGGUCCCACCACUGCCGACUUGUUCGACAGUAGGCAUCCCAACGACGCCGGCUAUGUCAAGAUGGCCAACGUCUUCUUCAGUGGUAUUCAAGAGGCUGCCAGCAAGGGUUUCUUGACCGCCCCGGCUGCCUGAAAAGGUUGAACUCUGUGGCGUUUAG
Pyricularia grisea is the source of this 801-nucleotide messenger RNA. RefSeq lists its product as uncharacterized. Gene Ontology annotation, molecular function: phosphatidylcholine lysophospholipase A1 activity. Lineage: Eukaryota; Fungi; Ascomycota; Sordariomycetes; Magnaporthales; Pyriculariaceae. The coding region runs from base 27 to 776 and encodes 249 amino acids. The transcript has 2 exons. The record is from RefSeq and is a predicted model, not a curated record.